Molecule: messenger RNA, 1009 nt
Organism: Ilyonectria robusta
Lineage: Eukaryota; Fungi; Ascomycota; Sordariomycetes; Hypocreales; Nectriaceae
Exons: 4
Coding region: 248-781 (177 amino acids)
Cellular component (GO): nucleus; cytosol
Molecular function (GO): peptidyl-prolyl cis-trans isomerase activity; protein binding
Source: RefSeq, a predicted model, not a curated record
GCCCCGAGGCUCUGGGGGCGCUGAAGCUCUCCACAACAAGACAAGGCCGGUCUGUCUCUGCUUCUCGUCUGCUGCUUUCUCUCCCCCACACACCUGCAGACAUCCCAUCCCAACGAAUAUCCCUCGGCCGCAUACUUUGCGACCUCCAAGACGACUCCAAGAGACUCUCGUUCUGCCUGCUCUUUGCCGAGUUCAUUGCUGUCACAAACUUGCCCAAUUCUCCUCUUAACCUGCUCCCAUAGCAACCAUGGCUGAGAACGGCCUUCCCUCCGGCUGGGAGGUUCGACACUCCAACUCCAAGAACCUCCCCUACUACUUCAAUGCCGCCGAGAAAGUCUCCCGAUGGGAGCCCCCGUCAGGCACCGACACCGAGAAGCUCAAGCACUACAUGGCUGCCUACCACAGCGCUGGCACCCGCCCGGGCGACGCUCCGGAUGCCACUGAGGGCAAGAUCCGCGCCGCCCAUUUGCUGGUCAAGCACCGCGAGAGCCGACGGCCGAGCAGCUGGCGAGAGGCCGAAAUUACCCGCUCCAAGGACGAGGCCUACGAGAUUAUCAAGGCCCAUGAGCAGAAGAUCAACAGCGGUAGCAUCACCCUCGGCGAGCUGGCCCUCACCGAGUCCGAUUGCUCAUCCGCUCGCAAGCGUGGCGACCUGGGAUACUUUGGCAAGGGCGACAUGCAGAAGGAGUUUGAGGACGCCGCCUUCAGCCUCCAGCCUGGCCAGAUGAGCUCCGUGGUGGAGACAGCAAGUGGCCUGCACUUGAUUGAGCGAUUGCCUUGAGAGAGAUGAGACGAAUAGUGCAUGGUGUUAGCUGAAGAUAGUGUGAGAGCGGGCGCCGAUAUCCCGAAAAGUAAGGUGAAGGGCUGUUGACUUUUGUCUGUGUCAAUGAGCCAUGAAUAUAACGUGUUGUUGGCUGCACUCUACGACCUGGGGUUCUUUUACUCCAUGACUUGGUGACCUUAACGGAGAUUUCUGAAUAACUAGUUACUGAAUACUAACAUCGAACCU